CAUGUUGUUUCGUGUCUCGAUUCUUUUCAACAUCGCGUUCCCCAGGACGCUCACGAGUACAUUGUCUUUGGGCUCCUCGGAGAAAUACUUCUCGCAUUAAUUCAAUGCAACAAGAAGGGUGUCCCAAAACCCCUCGUCAAGGUCAUCGCGAAGCAAGUGCUUCUCGGCCUUCAAUAUCUCCACUAUGAAUGCGAUCUU
Molecule: messenger RNA, 198 nt
Organism: Suillus fuscotomentosus
Lineage: Eukaryota; Fungi; Basidiomycota; Agaricomycetes; Boletales; Suillaceae
Exons: 1
Biological process (GO): spliceosomal complex assembly; regulation of mRNA processing
Source: RefSeq, a predicted model, not a curated record